AUGGUAACGGUUAGAAGCGCGGGCGGCGCGCCGUGGUCUGUGAUUGGUCGGCGCGAUGCAUACGCCUGGAUCGAUUUUGGAGGCACGCUUUUGGCGGUACGUGUGACCAACAUAUUCCUGGUGAACCUGUCGGUAGCAGAUUUGCUGGUCACUCUCUUCUGCAUGCCGGUACAGAUCGCGAAGUCUGUCACACUGCUGUGGUACUUCGGCGAAGUCAUGUGCAAGACUGUUAAUUUCCUGCAGGGUGUGGCAGUAGCUUCCAGCGUAUUCACCAUCACAGCCAUGUCGGUAGACCGAUACUUGGCUAUCACACAGUCUCUGAGGCAACCCUGGAUGCCAUCCAGACGAGGAGCCUGCAGCCUCCUCGCUGCACUGUGGCUAGUGGCUCUGAUGAUAUUCGCGCCACUACUGGGGGUGGCAGCGGUGGAGAGGGAGAUGGUACCGUUGCUGUCCAGAACUAGAAAUGGAUCGAGGGUACAGAUGGGAUUUUGUACUGAAAAAGUGCUUGAUUCCAUCAGAGAAGAGCUAUUUGGCACGUUUAGUUUUAUUCAUU
Achroia grisella is the source of this 553-nucleotide messenger RNA. RefSeq names its product QRFP-like peptide receptor. Gene Ontology annotation, biological process: G protein-coupled receptor signaling pathway. NCBI's taxonomy places the organism in Eukaryota, Metazoa, Arthropoda, Insecta, Lepidoptera, Pyralidae. The transcript has 4 exons. The annotation marks the transcript as partial. Gene Ontology annotation, cellular component: membrane. The record is from RefSeq and is a predicted model, not a curated record. Gene Ontology annotation, molecular function: G protein-coupled receptor activity; peptide binding.